UUGAAUCGUUGAGGUAUGCUUUUAAUUUCCUUGUCUUGGAAACCCUUGACAGGAAGUGAUUCAGCAAUCAACAUGUUUAUAAACACAACCUGAUGAAAUGAUUCUAUUUUUAACAUCAUAUCGCAUGUUUCAAAUGUUGUCUGAUUCAUUUAGCAACGAAGCUUAGACGAUGUCAAACACAGAUAUAUAGCUUGUUUUGAUUGAAUUUAAAGCAGUUGGACUAUUACAAAAGUAAAAUGGGAGAUGAUGAAAGCUGCAAAAGAGAGGAAAAUACAACCAAACUUCCAUCAGCAUUCAAAAGGUUACGGGUUGAACCAGAAAGUCCGAAAGUUUCUGCUGACAUAGUAACAAGUGAAAGUGCCCUUGUUGUCCAGGACUUGUGGCUAAGGGACAGUGGCGGGAAGCAGGAAAGAUCAACGAAAAGUAGUGAUAAACCCCAUCUUAAGAAAAGCAGCAGUAGGAUGGAGCCGUACCCUCAGGAAGUCAUCUUUUCCAUGCAGAAAAUGACCUUGAAAAAGGAAGAGUGCAAUACGAAACAUUGUCGCUGCACUAAUGAUAGCGAUACGGAAAACCGAAACAAGUACAACUAUGCCAACGUCUCUGGAUCUCCGCGUCGUUUAAUUCGAGAAGCCAGACUCAAACUGCAUCAUUCAGAGAAAGACCGAAAGCAUAUCAUUAGGUCAGCGAGACUCAAACUAAUUAAGAAAGACAGGAAGAGUGAUCCCACUGGCUUAAAUGUGAUGAAGCUUCCCCAAUCUACCAAUAAUUCUUCUGAUAUUUCUGUAUUUGGAUCCGGUACUAAAAAAGUUCUUAGUGAUUUUUCUAGUAUGUGUAUUUCGUCCAAGAAAUCAACAGAGAAAAAUAAUUCUUUUGCUUCGUUUGAUGUUGAUCAUCGACAUAAUUUAACUGGUGGUAGAAAACAUUCUCGCGACAUUGACACCAACGGUAACUCGCCUGGUUCAUCCUGCAGUCCGAAAGCCAAGACUGCACGGCAUUCUAAAACAAGGUCUGCCCCUGGCAGGUCCGUUGAAUCGGUGGUUAGCAGGACCAGCCAAGAUCAGGUCUUGGAGCGAUCAUGUUCACAGGAGGCGCGACUUGAUGAUAUGACUGUGAACGAGUUAGCAGGCUAUUUUGAAGAUUUUGUUUAUAUCCCGAAAAAGAUGUCAAGCAUGGCUGAAAUGAUGUAUACAUGAAUAUUGCACCAAGUUUGUGUUCAGUGCUAUUUGGUUCAAGUCACCUAUUGCAUAUUGCUUACUACCUUUGGUCAAAUAUGAUGUCCAUUAUUAAUUUGUAAAUACACCAUUAUUCAGAUCCCCCCCCCCCCCCAUCUCUCUUUCCCAAUGUUUUGCUUGAAAAAAUUACAUCAGGCAAUAAUUUUCUGCAGUUUUGGAAAUUCAUACUUUCAUGCAGUUUUUCUCAUACAAUUACAUCAUGAUUUGAAGAGCAAUUUUUACUUUUUAUUCAAGAAAUUUUCAAGGGAGAUAACUUUGAACUUCACACUUACGAGAGGUUAAAACAUUGUAAAUUUAUUCAUUCGAGUACCGGUAAUUUUUUUCGACAAUUUCAGUUAUGUCAGCUGAGAUCUAUAAUUUUAGCUUUGUCAAAUUUAAAAUGUCUGCCAGGGUAGAUAGUUGUGAAUGUGUCCUAUUUCAUUAUACCUAGUGUUUGAUUGUUCGGACUUCGUUUCUGGAGAUUUGUUCUUGUCCAUUAUAUAUUAGUGCCUGUAUCACUUGCAGCAGUGCUCCAUCUCUGUAAAUAAUCGGUUUUUGCUUUCCAUAUCUGGCAUUAUUUCAUAUUGUGCUCAAGAAAAUAGAAUUUGUUUGUUUUUUAUUUAAUUUUCUGAUUUUGUGUCAUACAAACAGAAGAAAGGCGGGUCAUAGUACAAGGAUUAAAAAUAUUAAUUGCUGUAAUUUAUAACCUGAUGUCAUAUAUGACAUUUUGAAUUUGAUAUCAAUUUCUUAAUGUAUAUAAUAAAAUGUUCACUUUGUUGUUGAAAAGUA
Molecule: messenger RNA, 2000 nt
Organism: Pecten maximus
Lineage: Eukaryota; Metazoa; Mollusca; Bivalvia; Pectinida; Pectinidae
Exons: 4
Coding region: 237-1193 (318 amino acids)
Biological process (GO): cellular response to hydrogen peroxide
Source: RefSeq, a predicted model, not a curated record